UUCAAAAAUUACUCGUACCAUUUUUACCCCCCUCCCCCACGUGUGAAGACAACCUUGUUCUCCUCUCCUCUCUUCACUCUUCGCGUCUCGUUCUUUUUUUCUUCCGUAACGAGCUCAACGCAGAGCCCAAGCCAAGCUCCUCUCUUCUAAAUCAAUGAAUUUUGAUGGCGUUUUGGACAUAACCAUAUGCGAUACUACAGCCAACGGCUUUUGGGCUGAAUGGGAUCAAAUGACCGGAGCUUCCCAAGGUGAAGGACAGAUUUCGGUGAGAGACAAAGUUGAUGGAGAAACGGCGGCGGCCAUGGAUGACGUCCCUGAGCUUGAUGAAGAAAUUCAGCAAAAUGAGAGUGAAGUUGGUUCUAUAAAAGCUCCGGAUGUUGGUAUGGAAUUUGAUAGCAAAGAAGCGGUGUAUGAUUUUUACAAGACGUAUGGGAAGCGUUUAGAAUUUCCUAUAAGAAUUGGGAGUACAAUGAAACACAAAAAUGGAGUACAUAUAGUGGGAGUGUUACUAGAGUGUUCGUGUCCCGGUAGUAGAUCUAGUAAGUCAAAAAUCAAUUGAAGACUCAACCUUCAAUGCAAAUGGGGUGCGGAGCAAGAAUACGAGCACACACAAAUUAUGCGGGACUUUGGGAAAUUUAAAAAACCUGUCUUGAGCGUACCCAUCCUAUGAGUCCAACGAAGCCUCACCUAUUCCGGUGCAAUAGGACUUUGACUCCCCAAAUAAGGAGGCAACUUCAAAUCAACGAUGUGGCCGGAAUACGACUUCAUAAAACCUUCAAUUCAGCCGUUGUUCAAGCCGGUGUAUAUGAUCAACUUCAUUUUAUUGAAAAAGAUUGUAGGAGUUAUAUUAAUAAGGUGAGACAACUUAGGUUAGGGAGCGGUGAUGUCAUGGCAAUUCAAGGGUUCGUUGCUUCAAUGCCCCGGAUUUUCUUUACCCUUGACUUAGAUGAGGAGUCCCAAUUGCUUUAUGUGUUUUGGGUCGACAAUCGAUGUAGAUAUGCAUAAAAAUAUUUUGGAGAUGUCAUCAUGUUUGAAUGAGACAAGUUAAAUGGAUUGUCACAUUCACA
Molecule: messenger RNA, 1067 nt
Organism: Cuscuta europaea
Lineage: Eukaryota; Viridiplantae; Streptophyta; Magnoliopsida; Solanales; Convolvulaceae
Source: the annotation of a GenBank genome assembly